Molecule: messenger RNA, 4913 nt
Organism: Callithrix jacchus (white-tufted-ear marmoset)
Lineage: Eukaryota; Metazoa; Chordata; Mammalia; Primates; Cebidae
Source: RefSeq, a predicted model, not a curated record
UGAAUAUAUGUUUCAGUGUUUUACUAUAAAAGUGUAAAAGCUAGGUGCUGCUGUUACAGAAAUGAAAUCAGACAUUAUCUUUUUUCCAGUGUCUCACAAAAGCAGCCAUUCCUGAUUCAAAGGCCAGUCUCUUGACUCCAAGUGCUCACUUUUGCAAGCUUUGCUUAAUGUUGUAUAUAUCCCCCUAUUCUCCAGGUCUUCUUUCUAGUUCUUCUUAGUAUACACAACUUCUCAGGGCAAUCACUUCCAUGCCCAUGGCUUCAGUUGCUUUCUCUAUUCGCUGAGGACAAUAGAAUUUUAAAUUUAAAAUAUUAGUUUUUAUUUUUUGUAAGAUCCCUCAUUUGCUCUAACCAUAGAUUCAGAGUUGCUCCAUGAAAGUAAGAAAAAAUGGUGAUAUACUUAGCAUGUAAAUUUUAGGAAAUUUCCCAUUACUGUAAAUGGUUUGAUUUAGUAUGUGUGUUAUUUUUAAAAACAUAUGUUGGGAUGUCACAAAUGGACUUAGCCUACAGAGAUUUAUAUUCAACUUUGACCAGAGAGUUCCAUUUUAAUGUGACACUGAGCGUAAAAAACUGUCUUUUCCUCCUUACCUAUUUCUCCCUACAUUCUCUGCCAGGAGAAAGGUACAACUCUGUAACCGGUCUUCCCCAACAGAGCCCGAGCAGCCCUGUUUUUUUCUCUACUUUUCUGCUUUCACAUCUUAUGACCAAGUACUUCCUAUUCUGUCUCCCCAAUAAUCACAAAAUUUUUUCCCUCACUUUUGUCACUGCCACUGCCUUUUGCAUCAGUCUUCCUUUAGAUAGUCUCUUAAUUGGUCUGUUGCUUCCUUCAGUUUUUCCUUAUUAUACAGACCACUACACACACAUCUGACAGAGACUCCUCACCUUCGUAUGGUUCAAUGACUCAAUUUUUCAGAAUAAAAUUGAAGUCACCGCAGUGUCAAAUUUGGGGUCAGAUAGAGGUGGGUUUGUAUCUCAGAUUCCUACACUGUUCAGUAGUGUGAUCUCAGAAAACUGAACUUCUUAAGCCUUUGUGUAUCUGCCUACCCUCAUUGAAAUUUGGGACUGUUUCACACAUACAGUGUCUGGCAUGUAGAAGGGACUUCAUCAAUGUUGAAUGAAGAGGAGGCAUUUUAAAAUUUACAUUAAAAAAUUAUUUUUUUUUAAAUAUGCCAGUCUAUAAUGUCACUUCCCUUCCAAGCUUGACUUCUACCUGUACUUUCUGAUACGGUUUGGUCAUGUCCCCACCCAAAUCUCAUCUUGCAUUGUAAUUUUUAUAAUCCCCACAUGUUGAGGGAGGGACUCAAUGGGAGGUAAGUGGAUCAUGGGGGCAGUUUCUUAUAUGCUGUUCUUGUGAUAGUGUGAGUUUUCAUGAGAUCUGAUGGUUUUAUAUGUGUUUGACAGUUCCUCCUCCACAUGCUCACACUUUGGUAACCCACCUAAUGGCUCUUGAUUUUGUAUAACAAAGUCAUACUUAGAAGUUUGUUAGUAAAAGAGAGAAAAUCUAAAAGUCCCUGCCAUGGAAGGAAGAAACAGAGGAGAAAAGGAAGUUGGUAAGUUUCAGCACUUUAGAGCUUGGGGGGACAAGUUAGGUUUCUAUUUUCUGGAGAAGGAGGUGGAGGCAGGAUGGGUUCUAAGGUGUCAUUCAAAACACACAGUCAUAACUCCUUUGUGAGAGUAGAGCUAGGGCCCUAGGGAUUGCUUUGGUGAAGUUGCAGACAAAAACUACCACUCAUUGAAAGACAGGAGAGGAAUAUUUCAGGUUUAUCUACAUUGAGUCAACAAAUAAAAGUUCAACUGGUUGCUAAUGGGACCCACUCUGCUAACUGCCACUUUGUAUAGAACUAGAGGAAAAUGGCUUCCAGUAAUGAGCCACACUGUUUUUAGGACUAAAAAGCUCAGGAAGCUGGUGGGUGAUGAAUGAAAACCUUAGUUCCACUGGCACUGAAGGAGGGGCCAGGAGAGCAGUGGCAUCAUAAGCCACAGGGUGGGGUAGCCCGGGCAACAGGGAGGGGUGGUAGCCAGGGUGAGGCAUUGUGAGGUGUGGGGCAGGGCACUGUGAGUCACGUGCCUGGGCUUCCACCUGGGCCAGUGGGCUUCAGUCUGUAUUUGACUGCAGAAGGAGUAAUAGCUCCUUUUGUACUCUUCAGACAGUUGUAUCACUCAGCGCUCGUUGGGUUCCCAACCUAUUAAAUUAGCCAGCUGUUUCUGACCCUCCCGGACAAGUCAACUUAGGAGGCAGCAGGGUGUGGGCCUCGGCCCGAGCCCCGGCUGGGGCCGGGCUGUGGGGUGGGCAGGUGAGCAGUGGGCAAGACCAUCUCUGAAAGUGCAGCAUAGCCUCUGCCUAGGGCAGCAGGAGUGCCUGGUCAACACUGUGAGCGGAGGCACAGGUGGCAGCAGACAGGAGUAGAGGUUCCCCAUGGGGAACAUACUGUGCUGCUGUGUGUGCCCCAAGUCGGACGAUGAUGAGGUGUCAGGGUGUCCUCCAGAGUGUAAAAUCUGUGAAGCAACAGCUGAGGACACGACAGCAGCAGCACCCACUGCUGCUGCCAUAGAACCUGCUGAGUUGACUGUUGAAGCUGGUGAGGGCCUUCCUGUGCAUGACAUCUGUGAUGGGGAGAUGCCUGAAGGUAGGGCUUUGGAAUCCGAUCCUUCUGAUCAUCGAGAAGCAAAGAAAUCUCAAGCAGUUGAUAGGGCUUUGGAAUCCAACCCUUCUGAUCAUCCAGAAUCAAUGAAAUAUCCAGCAGAUGAUGGGGCUUUGGAGUUUGACCCUUCUGAUCAUCCAGAAACAAAGAAAUCUGAAGCAGUUGAUAGGGCUUUGGAGUCCAACCCUUCUGAAACAAGGAAAUCCCAAACAGCACAAGAAAUAGGAGAAAACAGCCGUAGAAACCAUAUAUAUAUGGAUCGUUUGUCUUUGAAAUUCAGUUCAUGCUCGACAAUUUUCCUUGAAGACAGCACAGCCAGCUGCCCUCAUUUUGAAACGACACUAAAAUCUGUCGCCUGGGACUUAUAUUUUUUUAUCAAGAAAAGAGAAGGAUAUCUGUCUUACAAAGUAUUUGAUGAACAUGUAUACCCAUUGAAACACCGAACAGAAGAAUACAUUAUGUAUGAUCCUUCAGAGACAAUGAUUUACAAAUUUAUACGUACCGUGUUAUAUGUAAAAAGGCUAAAGGUUGCUGACGCCAUCAUAAGUAUGGUGUACAUUCAACGACUUAUACAGUAUGCUCAUAUCUACAUUUGUUCAGCCACCUGGAGGAGGAUUAUCCUCGGAGCCAUUCUUGUUGUCAUCAAGGUUCGGAGCAAUGUGGCUGUGUGCAAUAGGGACUUAUGCAGGCGCUUUGAGAAAACUACCGUUAACGAUCUGAAAAAGUUGGAAAUGAACUUCUUGGAGCUAAUUAAUUAUGAUACUAACGUUUCUAAAAGCGUUUAUACCAGAUACUACUUCCAUCUUCGUGACCUUGUAUAUACGUAUGGCCUGGGUUCACCUAUUUACCUUCUUGACACACAAAGAGCAUGGGAUCUGCAGGCUUUAUCAAGGAUGGAACAAUACGAAGUGUUCUAUACUGGCAUCACCAGGUCUUUGAGCGUUGAUGAUGUAACUACUCUUCAGCGCACCAAGGCCAUCCUCUCCUGAAGGAAGAAAUGAGGGGUCUUGUAACAUCUGAACCCCUCACCAAAAAAGACAGGAAAAUACCACCUCUCCUGCUAAAUAACUAGAGAAGUUUGUAUUUUCAAAAGAAGAAAUACCUCAAUUUAAGUUAACUCAAAGACAACUAAGAUUGCCCUUUAUAAUAAGGAAUGGGACCCUGUCAGGGCAACAACACAGUCUUCACCCUUCUGUUUCUUUUAAUGUAAACAGAGUUAUAGAAACCACUCCAAAGCGUAGGCUCCUUCUGCCCACUCACAGAUGCUUGCUUAGUGUGUCGGCUGAUAGCUGUGAAUGGUGUCAGGCUUUUUUUGUUUUGUUUUCAGAUGAGUCUCUGUUGCCAGGCUAGGGGGCUGUGGUGUGAUCUCAGCUCAAUGCAAUUUCCACCUCCUGGGUCCAAGCCAUUCUCCUGCCUUGGCCUCCCUCCUUAAUUAAAUGUUUUAAGUAGCUGGGAUUACAGGGGCACCCGGCUUGUGUAAGGCUUUUAAAACAAUGAUUUAAAUUUUUUAGAUUUUAAAAGAUAACUUUUUUGUUUUUUUAAAAACAUUUUUUUCCCCAAAUUGCAGUAUUCGUAUUCAGACAUGUCAAAAGAGUUCAUUAAUAGCACAAUCUUUUCUUCCUGAGGGUCCUCCCCUUCAGGUGUCCCAGCCUGCUUGCAGCAGCCAUAGACGGGGUCUUUAUACUGAGAGAAGCUACAGAGCUCUUGAAAGCUGGGAAUGCAUAGGCAGACAUGAUCAGAGUUGAGAAUAGGGGGGUUGUGAUGUCCUCUUUGAGGGAAUAAUUGUUAUUGUCCUGAGGCUGUUUCUAGAUAUUGUCAAAUAAAUUCUGAUGUAGGUAAGACGUGACUUUAUUCUAAAGGAGUAUUACAAUGGGGAAAUCACCAGGCAUCAGAUCUGCAAGCAUCUCAUAAAAGGCAGAAAAGGGCUGUGUUUUUUAUGGAGGAGCAAGCAAGAUUAGAAGGAAGGUGGGAGGAAGAGUGGAGAAUGGCAAAAUCAGAUUCAAGCUCAGGGAAUGUUUCAGCCAGAAGUCAGCCUGUUCUUAGGAUGGGCAUAAACGGGGUUUGUAUGUUGGCUCAGACUGAAGGCAGAGCAGAGUCCAGGAGCUGGGGAAAGGAGAGAAACUUGAGCAAAGUUGUGAUGGAAUUCCUGGAACCCAGGAGGCAAAGGUUGCAGUGAACCAGGAUUGCACCAGUGCAGUCCAGGGUGACAGAGUGAAACUCUAUCUCAUGAGUAAAUGACUAAAUAUUUUAAAUAAAGUCUUGUUUUAACCAA